This is a messenger RNA of Zootoca vivipara (common lizard), 1724 nucleotides long. It is a transcript of the gene HMOX2, whose product is annotated as heme oxygenase 2. Gene Ontology annotation, biological process: heme oxidation; response to oxidative stress; heme catabolic process. Gene Ontology annotation, molecular function: heme oxygenase (decyclizing) activity; heme binding. The record is from RefSeq and is a predicted model, not a curated record. Lineage: Eukaryota; Metazoa; Chordata; Lepidosauria; Squamata; Lacertidae.
AGGCGGCCCUUUGUGCGCGUGACAAGCGGGAGGGGCGGAGCUCCGUCCGGCGGAGGAGCUGACCGGAAGUGCCUCUGUACCGUGAGGAGACCCGGAGGAAGCGGCAGCAGUGGCGGCCCGCUGAGGUAAUUGAGGAUUGAGCAAAGUGUGCUGCAGCCCAGCCGAGAUCCACUGGUUGCAGAAUGUCGUCUGAUGUAACAGAGGCGCUAGAGGAGCCUGAAAAUCUCUCCUAUGAGGAGCUGGAGGAGGAUGACAAUGUGAGCGCCACAGACUUGUCUGAGCUGCUCAAGGAAGGGACCAAGGAAUCGCAUGAGCGGGCUGAAAACACUCAGUUUGUCAAGGAUUUCCUGAAAGGGCGCAUCAAGAGGGAGCUCUUCAAGCUGGGCACCGUGGCCCUGUACUACACGUACUCUGCCCUGGAGGAGGAGAUGGAGCGGAACAAGGACCAGCCGGCCUUCACCCCUCUCUACUUCCCCCUGGAGCUGCACCGGAAGGAGGCCCUGAUGAAAGACCUGGAGUAUUUCUACGGGGAAGGCUGGCAGGAGAAGGUCCAGUGCUCUGAGGCCACCCAGCGCUACAUUGACCGCAUCCGGCAUGUGGGGCAGCAGGAGCCCGAGCUGCUGGUGGCCCAUGCCUAUACCCGCUACAUGGGGGACCUGUCAGGGGGGCAGGUGCUGAAGAAGGUGGCCCAGCGGGCACUGAAGCUGCCCAGCACCGGCGAGGGGGUCCAGUUCUACAUCUUUGACAACAUUUCCAACCCCCAGCAGUUCAAGCAGUUCUACAGAGCCCGGCUCAAUGCCCUGGACUUGGACAAGGGGACCAAGGAGAGGAUCGUCGAAGAGGCCAACAAGGCCUUCGAGUUCAACAUGCAGGUGUUUGAGGAACUGGACAAGAUCGGGGCUUUGUUAGCGGAAGAAGCCCAAGAGGGGGGCCUCCCUGUGCAUGAUGGGAAAGGAGACCUGCGCAAGUGCCCGUACUACGCCACCAAGCUAGGCACUGCCGAAUGCUCCAGCUGCCCCUACGACAUGGCCUUGGCUCUGCUGAAACUGCCCACCGUCCAGCUGGUCCUGGCGGCCUGCUUUGCUGUCGCCGCAGGAGUUGUGGCCUGGUACGUGAUGUGAGGAGGCAGCGCACUCCGCUGCUGCUUCCUGGUGACGGUGGCACUUACUUGGCGGGACUCUGGAUGUUUCCCACUGACUCAGGUGGAAUGAUUUAAUUAAGAAACCAUUAAACCCAAAUGCACAAGGAAUGAGCGAAUGGGGGAGAUGCCUGCCUGCCUGUCUGUACAUGAGCGGUGUUUCGGUGGGUUAGCUAGCAAGAUGGCACUAGAGACACUCCCCCUGGGCUGCUUGCUUGGCACUGCGCUUUGUUGAAUACCAAAGCCCUGGGUGGAGCCUGGCAGCUCGUUCCCAGACCCACAACUCCCUACCCACCUUUGCCUUGCGCAGGUGGAGGGGGAGGUCUGGGGGCUACCAUGGGUGGGACCAAACAAUUUGCCUCCUUGCAAGGGGAGGCAGGGAGGGGGCAGGAAGCGCCCUGCCCCUUCCGCUUCCGCUCAUGGUGGUCUCCAACUUUGUGGCAUUCCAGGUACAUAGUAGACGAACUGCAAACUUUCAGUAACCGUCUUGUACAUAAGAGAAAUGCUAACGGUUUAGUUUCCCUGUAACUUAUGGACUGUGUUAACGACUCGGAAAUAAUAAAAUUUAUACUUCAGUGUCUUACAA